Molecule: messenger RNA, 2280 nt
Organism: Xenopus laevis (African clawed frog)
Lineage: Eukaryota; Metazoa; Chordata; Amphibia; Anura; Pipidae
Gene: lrrc39.L
Product: leucine rich repeat containing 39 L homeolog
Exons: 8
Coding region: 443-1438 (331 amino acids)
Cellular component (GO): M band; plasma membrane; endomembrane system
Source: RefSeq, a predicted model, not a curated record
CAUGUGUUACAUUCAUCUGAUGGGUGACAUUCCUCCCUCCUGCUCCCAGGACUGGGCUGAAGGUCUGCCCUAAACAGUGCAAUGUGACAAAAACUAAUUGAGCUCUUGCACAGGGAAUACAAUGGAAUCCUUAUGAUUCCUCGUGCCGUGACACAAGGAACUGUGUUGGAUCCUGUUCAUAUCAUGUAAUUCUUGUAAAGAUCCUCAAGUGUUUCUGCUCAGCAUGAAUCUCCAACCCUCUGGUGGGCUGCCUUGUCUUCCAGAAGAGACUCCUAAUGACACCUUUACAGUUGAACAGGAAAAUGACAAUAUGGAUUUUACUAAGGAAUGUGGGACCCUGAGCCAUUAGCUGAUAUACGUGUGAUUCCUGUUUUCUUACAGGGAGCAGCAAACUGGACCUCUUCUUAAAUUAAGAUAUCCCAAUGCAUGUGAUGGGGCCUGAAUGGUAAACAUGCCUGCAGUAGUUUGUGUGGGUUCUUUCUCUGGGAUCCGAGCUCUAUGGGAGGGCCGCAUCCAAAAGCACCAGGAGGAGCUGAAAGAGGAGAAUGAGCGGAGGGCAAGGGCAUCUGUGGGACAAAUAUCCAAUAUAUGGGAGAGCCGCAUCCAACUGUCCAGACUGAAGGAAAAGGUUUUCAAUGAAGAUGGAAGAUUGAUCCUAAGAAUUGAAAAGGAAGAGUGGAAGACACUGCCACCAUGUUUGGUGAAGAUUCCUCAGCUGCAGGAAUGGCAGAUACACCGCACAGGUCUAACAGCAAUCCCCACAUUCAUUGCACAUUUUACUAAUCUACUGGUCCUGGAUUUGUCUCGGAAUUCUAUAGCUAAAAUCCCACGGGAGAUUGGAAAACUCACUAAACUGCGUGAGCUCUUGCUUAGCUAUAACCGGAUCUCAGAUAUUCCUGCAGAACUCUGUACCUGUGAGAGUCUGGAAAAGCUGGAUCUUUCUGUAAACAGAGAUAUCUCAGAUCUCCCUUCCCAGCUCAGUUCACUGGCACGGCUCAUACACCUGGACCUGAGCAUGAACCAGUUUGCCAGUAUCCCCAGGGCAGUAGUUGAGAUGCCAGCUCUAGAAUGGUUGGACAUGGGGAGUAACAGACUGAAGGAUCUUCCACAGGACAUAGACAGGAUGCAACAUGUACAUGCCUUGUGGCUACAACGCAAUGAAAUUUCUCAUCUCCCAGACUCCAUCGGUUCCAUGCGGAAUCUCAGCACUCUAGUUCUCUGCAACAAUCAGAUGAGGGGAAUCCCUAAAAGUCUGCAGAGCUUGUCCAACCUCUGGUUUGUUAACUUCAGAGAUAAUCCUCUUGAGCUUCAAGUGACACUGCCCAAAUGUGAGGAUGAUGAUGAAGACAGAGAACUGUUUGGGCUAGAGUUCAUGAAUGCAUAUAUAGAGGAGUCGUUCAGGCUUGGUACAACAGGUAGGAGUUUUGUGUCGAUGUAAACACAAAUAUAUUAAGCAAUAAUAUAAUCUAUUCAAGUUUGCAUUUAAAUAUUCUAUACAUAUUCAUUAAUAUAUGCUAAAUGCCAGAUAUUCAUAUUAACAUUUGUGUUUAUUGAGCAGUGGAACCUGCCAUAAAUUUUUAAUCACAUUUACUCAAUGGUUUCCUUUUUCUUUUGUUAGCAGGACAUUUUUUGGGUGUUUCUCACCACCCCAAUACUGAUGACAGGGAUAAGCAACCCUCGGCACUCCAGGGGAGCUAUAUAUAGAAUUUAUGCCACUUUACAUUAUGUAAAAAAGUAUUUAAAAAGCGUGUACAUCCAAAAUGCGUAAAACAGCAGAGUAAUUAUGAAAAAAGUUAAUGUAAAAUACUGGCAUUAUGGUUGGAGUUAAUUGGCACUAUUUAUAGAUGCACAAACUCCAGGAUUAACAUAUAAGUAUUAGAGGGGAUCGAUUCUAAGGUGGCUUUUUCUUAAUUUUAAAGAAUUUUUAAAUGAACUUUGAAAAAUGUGCAAAAGUUGUUGCAAAAAUACAAUUCCCAUAAUUUCUAUAUCAUGUGAGCUGCUGAAGGAAUUCUGGGAGUUUUAAAACAUCUAGAGUGACAAGAGUUUGCCUGUCCUGGCUGGCAAUGUAAAGGUUUAAAUGAGAUGCAAAAGAGGCAAAGGACAUGUUAUAUUUAGAUUAACUGAAGCCACUGUAUUAGUAUGGAGAGGAGAAUGUAGAAUUAGGGCUGAAAUCACCAGUGAUUGGCAAACUAACAGUAAAAACAAUAAAAAUAUUUAUUUCAUUCCACUUUCAGAUUAAACUGAGAUUGCAAAUGGAGGCCGAAUAAACAAACAAUAAAA